Messenger RNA from Sardina pilchardus (European sardine), 6254 nucleotides. It is a transcript of the gene cacna1fb, whose product is annotated as calcium channel, voltage-dependent, L type, alpha 1F subunit. Lineage: Eukaryota; Metazoa; Chordata; Actinopteri; Clupeiformes; Clupeidae. The record is from RefSeq and is a predicted model, not a curated record. The coding region runs from base 1 to 6195 and encodes 2064 amino acids. Gene Ontology annotation, biological process: calcium ion import across plasma membrane. Gene Ontology annotation, cellular component: membrane; voltage-gated calcium channel complex. The transcript has 48 exons. Gene Ontology annotation, molecular function: high voltage-gated calcium channel activity.
AUGUACGAGGAAAACCGAAAAAAUGGGUACUCCAACGAGGCCGAAGAUGGUGGGGGAGAGGGGGAGGAGGAGGAGGAGGAGGGUGGGGAAGGGGACGAGGGUGAGGAGAAGGGGGGGCUGGGAAACGACGAGGAGAUGAACGGCGGGAGGAAGAUGGCCCGCACCGACACCCUCAACUCCACCACCAGCUCCACGGCCACGCAGAAGAAGAAGAGCCAGCACGCCAAGAAACAGGUGCAGGGCAACCAGCAGGUCCAGAGGGCUCCCAGGGCCCUCUACUGCCUCAAGCUCAACAACCCCAUCCGCCGGGCGGCUCUCUCCAUCGUGGAGUGGAAGCCGUUUGACAUCUUCAUCCUGCUGGCUAUCUUUGCGAACUGCGUGGCUUUGGGUGUGUCCAAGCCUUUUCCUGAAGAUGACUCCAACGCCACCAACCACGACUUGGAACAAGUGGAGUAUGUGUUUCUCGUCAUUUUCACCAUCGAAACCUUCCUGAAGAUUCUUGCCUAUGGCCUAGUCAUGCACCCCAGCUCAUACAUCCGCAAUGGCUGGAACUUGCUGGACUUUGUCAUUGUCAUUGUGGGGCUGUUCAGCGUGGUUCUGGAGACCGUGACCCAUAAGUCUGGAGGAGAGGCCGCCGCCGCCUCCACCUCUCACACGCCAGGCAAACCAGGCGGACUGGACGUCAAAGCCCUGCGUGCCUUCAGAGUGCUGCGGCCACUGAGACUGGUAUCAGGAGUGCCCAGUCUGCAGAUUGUGCUGAACUCCAUCAUGAAGGCUAUGGUGCCCCUGCUGCACAUCUCCCUGCUGGUCCUGUUCGUCAUCAUCAUCUACGCCAUCAUCGGCCUCGAGCUCUUCAUCGGGCGCAUGCACAAGACCUGCUUCUUCCUCGGCACAGACGACUACGCGGACGACGACCCGUUGCCGUGCGCGUUUGCCGGUCACGGGCGCCAGUGCUUGAUAAACGGCUCGGAGUGCCGCGGCAGGUGGGAGGGACCCAACAACGGUAUCACCAACUUCGACAACUUCUUCUUCGCCAUGCUGACGGUGUUCCAGUGCAUCACCAUGGAGGGCUGGACGGACGUGCUCUACUGGAUGAAUGACGCCAUAGGGUUUGAAAUGCCUUGGGUCUACUUUGUGAGUCUCGUCAUCUUCGGGUCCUUCUUCGUGCUUAACCUGGUGUUGGGUGUGUUGAGCGGAGAAUUCUCCAAGGAGCGAGAGAAGGCCAAGGCGCGCGGGGACUUCCAGAAGCUGCGGGAGAAGCAGCAGAUGGAGGAGGACCUGUGCGGCUACAUGGACUGGAUCACGCAGGCCGAGGACAUCGACGAGGAGGACGAGGACGGCAACAAGCGCCCGUCCCUGCGCGACCUCUCCGACAAGAAGAGGGGCAGCAAAUUCGGAUGGUUCAGCCACUCCAACGAAACCCACGCGAGUCUUCCGGCCAGUGAAACAGGCUCAGAGAAUACCGAGAACAUUGAUGAGGAGAACAUUGAUUGCUGCACUCUCUGCUGCGCGAAACUGAUGAAAAUCCCAUGCUGUCGAGUGCUGCGGCGCUGGAACCGGGUGACCCGUAGGAACUGCCGGACAGCGGUGAAGUCGGUCACCUUCUACUGGCUGGUCCUCCUGCUGGUGUUCCUGAACACGGCUCUCAGCGCCUCGGAGCACUACGACCAGCCGGACUGGCUCACAGAGGUCCAGGACAUCGCCAACAAGGUGCUGCUGUCCCUCUUCACGGUGGAGAUGCUGCUGAAGAUGUACAGCCUGGGCCUGCAGCACUACUUCGUGGCGUUCUUCAACCGCUUCGACUGCUUCGUGGUGUGCGGCGGCAUCCUGGAGACGGUGCUGGUGGAGCUGGGCAUCAUGCCGCCGCUGGGCAUCUCCGUGCUGCGCUGCGUCCGGCUGCUGCGGAUCUUCAAAGUCACCAGGCACUGGGCGGCCCUGUCCAACCUGGUGGCGUCUCUGCUGAACUCCAUGAAGUCCAUCGCCUCCCUGCUGCUGCUCCUCUUCCUCUUCCUCAUCAUCUUCGCUCUGCUGGGCAUGCAGCUCUUUGGCGGCAAGUUCAACUUCGACGAGACGCAGACCAAGCGCAGCACCUUUGACGCCUUCCCCCAGGCCCUCCUCACCUGUUUCCAGAUCUUGACAGGUGAAGACUGGAACAUGGUGAUGUAUGAUGGCAUUAUGGCCUAUGGAGGACCACACUUCCCUGGAAUGAUUGUCUGCUUGUACUUUGUUAUUCUCUUCAUUUGCGGUAACUACAUCCUGCUAAACGUCUUCUUGGCUAUCGCUGUGGACAACUUGGCUGGAGGAGAGGAGGAGAAGAAGCCAGAAGAGAAGAAAGAGGGAGAGGAGGCAGCAGAAGGAGAGGGAGAGGCGAAUGAGGAAGUAAAGGUUGAUGUGGAGGAUGAAUAUGAACAGGAGGAGGAAAGAGAAGGGGAAGAGGAGGCAGAAGAUCAGCUAAAAGUGGCUGACUUUGCCCCGCCGAAAGAGAAGGUCAUGCCCAUCCCCGAGGGCAGUGCCUUCUUCUGCCUCAGCAACACAAACCCGAUCCGAGUGGGCUGCCACACGCUGAUCCAUCACCAUAUCUUCUGCAAUCUCAUCCUGGUCUUCAUCAUCCUCAGCAGUAUCUCCCUGGCGGCAGAGGACCCUAUCCGGGCUCACUCCUUCAGAAACAAUCUCCUGGGCUACGCUGACUAUGCCUUCACAUCUAUAUUCACUGUGGAGAUUCUCCUCAAGAUGACUGUUCAUGGGGCAUUCCUCCACAAGGGUUCCUUCUGUCGAAACGUUUCCAAUCUGCUGGACCUGCUGGUCGUCAGUGUGUCACUUGUGUCCUUCUUCUUACAUUCGAGCACCAUCUCUGUGGUCAAGAUUCUCAGAGUGCUUCGAGUGCUGAGGCCUCUCCGAGCUAUCAAUAGAGCCAAAGGACUUAAGCAUGUGGUUCAGUGUGUGUUUGUGGCCAUCAAAACCAUUGGAAAUAUCAUGAUCGUCACCACGCUGCUGCAGUUCAUGUUCGCCUGCAUCGGAGUGCAGCUCUUCAAGGGAAAGUUUUAUCGUUGCACAGAUGAAGCCAAGCACACACCGGACCAGUGCAAAGGGACAUUUGUGGUUUAUAAGGACGGCGAUGUGAAUCACCCAAUGGUGAGGGAGAGAAUAUGGAUCAACAGCGACUUCAACUUUGACAACGUGCUUAUGGGCAUGAUGGCCCUCUUCACUGUGUCCACUUUUGAGGGCUGGCCAUUGCUUCUCUACAAGGCGAUUGACGCCAACUCGGAGAACCACGGCCCCGUCUACAACUACCGCGUGGAGAUCUCCAUUUUCUUCAUCAUCUACAUCAUCAUCAUCGCCUUCUUCAUGAUGAACAUCUUCGUGGGUUUCGUCAUCAUCACAUUCCGUGAGCAGGGAGAACAGGAGUACAAGAACUGUGAGCUGGACAAAAAUCAGAGGCAGUGUGUAGAGUUUGCACUGAAAGCUCAGCCGCUGAAGCUUUACAUCCCAAAGAAUCCCGUACAGUACAAGUUCUGGUCCAUCAUCAACUCCACACCCUUUGAGUACAUCAUGUUUGUCCUGAUCCUCCUCAACACGGUCACUCUGGCCGUGCAGCACUAUGAGCAGUCCAAGGCCUUCAGUCACGUCAUGGACAUCCUCAACAUGGUCUUCACGGGUCUCUUCACCGUGGAGAUGAUUCUGAAGCUGCUCGCUCUCAGACUUAGGCACUACUUCAUGGAUGCCUGGAACUCGUUUGAUGCCCUGAUUGUGGUGGGCAGCGUGGUGGACAUUGUGGUCACGGAGUUCAGCAGUGGAGAAGACAGUUCUCGAGUGUCCAUCACUUUCUUCCGACUGUUCCGUGUCAUGCGAUUGGUCAAGUUGCUCAGCAAGGGGGAGGGCAUUCGCACUCUGCUCUGGACCUUUGUCAAGUCCCUUCAGGCACUGCCGUACGUAGCUCUCCUCAUUGCCAUGAUCUUUUUCAUCUAUGCUGUCAUCGGCAUGCAGACCUUUGGGAAGAUUGCUAUGCAAUCUCACACUCAGAUCAACCGGAACAACAACUUCCAGACUUUUCAAGAGGCAGUUAUUCUGCUCUUCAGGUGUGCCACCGGCGAGGCCUGGCAGGAGAUCAUGCUGGCCAGUCUGCCCGGCAAGCGCUGUGACCCCGAGUCCGACUACGAGCCCGGCGAGGAGUUCACCUGCGGCAGCAACUUUGCCAUCAUCUACUUCAUCAGCUUCUUCAUGCUCUGCGCUUUCCUGAUUAUCAAUCUGUUUGUUGCCGUCAUCAUGGACAAUUUUGACUAUCUGACACGUGAUUGGUCUAUUUUGGGCCCUCAUCACCUCGAUGAAUUCAAGAGGAUCUGGUCAGAAUAUGAUCCUGAGGCCAAAGGGCGCAUUAAACACCUGGACGUAGUGGCUCUUCUGAGGAGGAUCCAGCCUCCUCUCGGCUUCGGCAAGCUCUGCCCCCACCGUGUGGCCUGCAAGCGACUGGUGGCUAUGAACAUGCCCCUAAACAGCGAUGGCACGGUGACCUUCAACGCCACCCUCUUUGCUCUGGUUAGAACAGCCCUGAAGAUCAAAACUGAAGGGGACCCCAACCAGGAGAAUGAGGAGCUGAGGAUCAUCAUCAAGAAGAUCUGGAAACGCAUGAAGCCCAAGAUCCUUGAUGAAGUCAUUCCGCCACCUGCUGACGAGGAAGUAACAGUGGGGAAGUUCUACGCGACCUUCCUGAUCCAGGAUUACUUCAGGAAGUUCCGCAAGCGGAAAGAGAAGGGGGAUAUUGGGGAACCAGACCCUAAAAACCCCUCUGCUCUACAGGCUGGUCUGCGCACCCUGCAAGACCUGGGGCCAGAGAUGAGACAGGCCUUGAACGCCGACAUGGAGGAGGAGGAAGAGGAGGAAGAAUGCAUGGAGGAAGAGCCAGAGGAGGACGACCCCCACUAUAAGGGUGAGAACGGCUAUGCAGGGCACUCCGAGCCCUCCGGCAAAGACCGGCGGACCUCCAUGGCUCCCACCCCCACCAACACCUCCGUCCCUCUGCCUGGAGAGGGUGUCUCCAACGGCGGGCUGUCACACCGGAGCGCCCUGGCCAACGGAGGGGGGCUGAUCGAGGACGACAUGAGGAGGGACGACAGAAGGUCACACCACUCGCACUACAGGAAUGGUGUAAUCAUUGACCAGCCACCCAAGAGAAAUUCCUAUUACAAGUACUCUCGGAGGGAGCCAAGGGACCACUAUUCGUCUCGCAGGAAAGAUCUGAUGGAUGGGGACGAUGGCUACUCCGGCGAGCAGGGCUAUUACAGGGAGGAUGAUAGUGAAAGCAUUAUCUCAAGAGAGGGGCAAGGCUAUCCCGACGACCCCCUGAGGUACCCUGGGCAUCGGAACCAGAUGUACGACUCACCUUCUGGCCACUCUGUUUACGCCAACCAGUAUGCCAACGGAUACGGAGAGGCCAGAAGAACUGCCCGGCGACGGCUUCUUCCCGCAACACCUACAGGUCGCAAACCAUCAUUUAACAUCCAGUGUCUGAGACGUCAGGGCAGCAGUGAUGACCUCCCCAUACCCGGCACCUACCACCAGAACUCACCGCCCUGCCGAACACGCUCACAGGCUUACGGGGGCAGCUACGAGACCAGGCGCAGCAGCAGCCGGUCCUCCACAGGCUCCUCGGCCUCGUGGGCCAACCCCGGCCCGCGGCGCGGUCGCCUGCUCUACGCCCCCCUCAUCCUGGUGGAGGAGGACGGGGCCACCGGCACCGGCGUGUGGGGGGACAAGAAGGCCUCCGGAGCAAGCGCGCCCGCAUCAGGGCGGCCGGACUGGUACGGAGCGCCAUCUGGGACGGGCGGCGCCCAGCCCUACCGGGCCUACACCACCCUGAGGGUGCCCGCGCAGCUUGGCCCACACUACAGCGAGAAGAGGGGGAGCGCCGACAGUCUGGUGGAGGCGGUCUUGAUCUCUGAGGGGCUGGGUCUUUAUGCCAAGGAUCCCAAAUUUGUGGCCUUCGCCAAGCGAGAAAUCGCUGAUGCCUGUCAGAUGACCAUCGACGAGAUGGAGAGUGCCGCCAGUGAUCUGCUAAGCCGGGGCAGCGGAGGGGGCGGGAGCUCGAGCGGCUUCUUAAACCAUACGGACAUGGGGCCCAUGUACAGCGACGAGGAGCCAAUCCGGAGCCGGGACGAGGAGGAGCUGGCAGAUGAGAUGACCUGUGUCACAUCGUUCUGAGACGCCAAAAGGACCAAUCAGGAGGCCGAGGAGGAGGGCGUAAGAGUGCAGCUGGCCAA